Molecule: messenger RNA, 1269 nt
Organism: Rotaria socialis
Lineage: Eukaryota; Metazoa; Rotifera; Eurotatoria; Philodinida; Philodinidae
Source: the annotation of a GenBank genome assembly
AUGAGCGACAGUCGAAUCAAAUCACAAACAAACGGAAGCAAUAGCAAGUCAUCAAACGAAGGCCAUGACAGCCAGAUCCCAAAAACGGGAGAGCACUCGGUGGAUUCUAAUGGAACUAUCGAGAGCAACUGGACUGAGCUGGUUAAGGAGUUCGAUCAGAUGAACUUGCGCGAACAACUUCUACGUGGUGUUUACAAUUAUGGUUUUGAAAGACCAUCUGCUAUUCAGCAAACAGCAAUUAAACCAUGUAUUUUGGGACAUGAUGUUAUUGCUCAGGCACAAUCAGGCACAGGCAAGACGGCCACAUUUUCUAUUUCGGUCUUGCAACGGAUUGAUCUUCAAUCUAAAGAGUGUCAAGCACUUAUUUUAGCACCUACCCGAGAAUUAGCUCAACAGAUCCAAAAGGUGGUGCUAGCAAUUGGAGACUAUAUGGGUGUUACAUGCCUCGCUUGUAUAGGUGGUGGCAGUGUUCAAGAAGAUAUCAGACGACUUCAAUCCGGCGUAAACAUUGUUGUCGGCACACCCGGUCGUGUCUAUGAUAUGCUCGAUCGAUCGGCUCUCCGGAGUAAACAUAUAAAAAUGCUUGUCUUGGAUGAAGCUGAUGAAAUGCUUAGAGAAGGUUUUAAAGAUCAGAUCUAUAAUAUUUUUAUGAAGAUGCCGUCAAAUAUACAGACUGUUAUUCUGUCGGCUACAAUGCCCAAGGAAGUUCUCGAUGUAACAACUAAAUUCAUGACUGAUCCAAUUAAAAUUCUAGUCAAAAAGGACGAAUUGACUCUGGAAGGUAUUCAUCAAUUUUAUGUCGACGUUCAAUUGGAAGAUCAUAAAUUUGAGACGCUCUGUGAUCUAUACUCAACGAUAUGUGUUGCUAAAUCUAUCAUCUUUUGCAAUACUCGCCGAAAAGUCGAAUAUGUGGCACAACAAAUGACCGCACGAGACUUUACUGUUUCGGCGAUGUACGGUAACAUGGAUCAAGCAGAGCGGAAUACGAUCAUGAGUGCAUUUCGUUCCGGCUCGAGUCGAGUGCUGAUUGCCACCGAUUUAAUGGCACGUGGCAUUGACGUUCAACAAGUCAAUCUCGUUGUUAACUACGAUUUACCGACCAAUCGUGAAAAUUAUAUUCAUCGUAUCGGUCGUAGUGGACGAUUCGGUCGAAAAGGUGCGGCAAUCAAUUUUGUCACUAAUGAUGACCGAAGUAUAAUGCGCAGCAUCGAACAAUUCUAUAACACGAGAAUACAAGAGAUGCCAGCGAAUAUAGCCGAUCUGUUAUAA